Messenger RNA from Ictalurus punctatus (channel catfish), 2035 nucleotides. It is a transcript of the gene ralbb, whose product is annotated as v-ral simian leukemia viral oncogene homolog Bb (ras related). The coding region runs from base 383 to 1003 and encodes 206 amino acids. Gene Ontology annotation, biological process: Ras protein signal transduction. The transcript is spliced from 5 exons. Gene Ontology annotation, cellular component: plasma membrane. The record is from RefSeq and is a predicted model, not a curated record. NCBI's taxonomy places the organism in Eukaryota, Metazoa, Chordata, Actinopteri, Siluriformes, Ictaluridae. Gene Ontology annotation, molecular function: GDP binding; GTP binding; GTPase activity.
GCAGUGUAGGCAAGGCACUUCACGGGGAUUUCGAAAUAUCGUCCCUGUCUUUUCUCAAAAUACUUUAGAAUACUCAUCUGCAGUCUUAAUGAUUUUCAAAUCUCACGCAUGGUACAUUUCCGGUAAAUAAUGAAUGAAUAAUAGCUACUUUAGACAUGCAAAUCGAAUGAUCCGUGUGCACAAGCGCUACGUUUCACAACGACGUCUCAACAUCUCCGUGUCCGGCGGCUUAUAUGCACCUUACACCGAGCGGGAGGAAAUGUGAUUGGUACAGAAUCCAGCCGAUUAAGACCGGUCUAAUCAACAAGUUGCUGGGUUUCAUGAGUUUAAUUAAACCCCACACCCUCUGGAUACUGACAGCAAAUCAAUCAUCAGAGCGCACAUGGCAGCCAACAAGAGCAAGGGCCAGAGCUCUCUGGUUCUACACAAGGUCAUCAUGGUGGGAAGCGGAGGAGUGGGCAAAUCAGCACUAACACUGCAGUUCAUGUAUGAUGAGUUUGUUGAAGACUAUGAACCCACUAAAGCAGACAGCUACAGGAAGAAGGUUGUGCUGGAUGGAGAGGAGGUUCAGAUCGAUAUCCUGGACACAGCUGGACAGGAGGACUAUGCAGCCAUCAGAGAUAAUUACUUCCGCAGCGGAGAGGGCUUCCUCCUAGUGUUCUCCAUCACAGAGCAGGAGUCGUUCAGUGCCACCUCUGAGUUCAGGGAGCAGAUCCUGCGUGUGAAGGCAGAGGAGGAUAAGAUUCCUUUGUUGUUAGUCGGAAAUAAAUCUGAUUUGGAGGACAAGAGGCAGGUUUCUGUGACUGGGGCUCGGGAGAAAGCAGAUGAAUGGGGAGUGCAGUAUGUGGAAACCUCAGCGAAAACACGUGCCAACGUUGAUAAGGUAUUUUUUGAUCUAAUGAGGGAGGUUCGGGCUAAGAAGAUGGCUGAGAACAAGGACAAAAAUGGCAAGAAAAGUGGCAAGAAGAAAAAAAGUCUGAAAGAGCGCUGCACAUUGCUUUGAGUCAGAAGAACGUGAAGAGCAAGCUUCUCUCAGCACAAAGCCUUUCUGGUGGACACGGAAAACCCAAAAGCUGUUUUUCCACUAUUGUGGUUAACGUUGCCAAAUCCAGAUAGAGUAAUGAACUGUGAACAGAUGCCAUUGUUCUUCCUUGCUGUAUCUAGUGAGGUUUAUGCAACGGUCAUCCAUUAUGAUUUUCAUAACUGAAUUUAUUUCUUCUUCCAUCAGAGAAAUAUGAUCCAACUAGAUGGACAUUCAUGCAGUUAUUUUGCCAUAUUGUAACAACUUGCUCUCUUGGGCAUUUUAAAGUUGGCAAACUAUCAUUGGUUGUUGGCAGUGUGUGUCAUAUGAAUCACUUACAUACAUAAAAUGUAUGCAGUAAUGUUUGUAGAGUACUCACUUGUUUAUAAUUAGUGCAUUAAUAUUUACCACUACUGUAUUUCAUAUUCUAUUAGCUCAGUACUUUCACACAGUCAGCACUAUGUAAAGAGAUGAACUAUAUAAUUUUAAAUGAACCACACAUAGUUUAGCAACAAUCAUAUUAUGUUAGAUACAUUUGAUCAGUAUGUGUUUUGAUUAGACAAGUCUUUGCUGUUUGAUUCAGCACCUUUAAUGAAAACAAUCUGAACCCUCUUUCCUAACAGAUUCAUAGCAUAGAAAUCAUUGUAAAAGUGGGAAAAUGAGCGUGUAAUACUUUUGAACACUGUAAUGAUGAGCUUUUGUUGAAUUCAGUGCAGUGGGGUGUUAAAGAAACCAAGAUGACCUGGUUUUCCGAAUAAUGGGAGUCAAAAGUAAAGAAUAUGCUGAUGGAUUAAUAUACACUUUUAGCAUAUUAUACAGCCAUCUGAGGAUCGCUGCUUGUUGUAAUACUGAAAGACUUCACUAUGCAAAGCCUAUCAUAUUGCUUUUAGUAUAAACCACAAGUUUUGUGAUAACCAUAUUUUUGUAAUUGAGCCACUUUUUGUACUAUAAACUGCUUUUCACUGAUUCACUGUAUGUUGAUAACAGACCAAAAUAAACCCUAUUUGUUUAGUA